AUGGUCCGUCGCCUUCUGUUUGGCAGCAAGUUUUCCCGACAGCAGGUCGAGGAUCGACUCCCUUGCCCCUCUGCGGAGGACGCAUCCACUGUCGACAGCACAACUGGCCCAGCCGCUGCGCCCCGGCGAACGCCUCUGUCAAAACACCCUUCGCUGGACGAGAGUCGCCGGCUCCUGUUCUCCCAGUCUUUGCCAGACGACGUUCAGGAUCCGUUGACUCAAGCCUUCGGCGCGCUUCGCUUUGCCGCAGAGGAAAACAGUCUCCCUUCGAACGCCUCUUCCGUAUCCGCUGCAGAACAGCCAACUGUCCUUUCUCGGCGGUGGGCGUCCCAGGUGGGCUGUCGCAGCGAAGAGCCACCGCGGCUGUGGUCUCGCAGCGCUCCCGCACAGGACUGCGUCGGCCCAGUGAAAGGGACACAACGGUCUUCGCUCUCCCCUUUCGGUCGUCGUGAGCGUCCCCCCAAGGACUGCCGCGCCUUUGACGGCCCGUGGCUUUCCAGCGGCGCGCAUCGCCUUGGCCGCUCAGCGGGGGGAAGCGUCGCAGACAGCUGUCCAGGCACCACAGACACGCCGUUUGACAGCGGAAGCAGCGACAGCGAGCGCGAGAAACAACAGGACAUGCCUUACCCCGGUCCGCUGAAGCGGCGGCGAGCAACGCCGUCCCGGGAGGCAUCCUGUGGCGGCGACGCUCCGCCCGCAGACGCGCGGGAGGAAAGCAGUCGAGCAAACCGAGCGUUCCUUCAAAGCGCGUCGAAAACCGAGAACGAGCCUGAAGGGCCCCCUUCGUCCUCGGGGGUGGCGCCUGGAGCGAAACCCCGGCGCAUCGGCGGCUUCAUCGGUUUCCUGCUGUCGCUCUUCAGUCCGCCGGCCCCGGUCCCCGACCCUGUGCACGCUCUUCCUCCCGCGACGAACGAGGGCCCUCCCCUCGUGCCUGCCGGAUCCAAACUGUCGCUCGCUGCUGUCCCUGCCUCCUGCCGUUCUUGCUCCUGUCUCGCCCGGAGUGCCUCAGCCCACGCCUUCCACACGGCCGGUCUCUACACGGGCGCGGUCUUCCGCUCGUCGGCGUCCUCCUUCGAUGGCGCCUCUUCCGCUUCGUUUGCUUCAGGCCCACGCCUUGCGCGCGCUCUCCCCCCGCACCUCGAGUCCUCCGGCUGCAUGCACGCGUCGAGCGGGGCGCUCUCGGCGGCCGGCCGUCUCGCGCCUGCUCCAGGCCCCCCGCGCGCGCCGCAGUCUCCAGUCGUCACCGCCUGCACUCGGACGGCGCACUUAGCAGACGCUGCCCAGCGCGUGCUUCGCCUUCUCUGGAGCGGUUGCUGCGUGGGCGUGGUGCUUUGGCUGCUGCUGCAUCUCGCUUUCUCGCUGUACCGCGACAUUCAACAAGGCGAGGAGCAGAGACAGCUCCGGACGGCUGCCGAGGCGGCUCACUGUCGGCAGCAACACCGCGAGAACGGCUGCGACACACUCCACCCGCUGCCGCCAUAUCUGCAGCAGCCGUGCGACGCGUGGAAAUCCUGCCUCAUGCGACAGCCCCAACACCACGGCGAGAGGACCAAAGUCGUCGCGGCCAUCGUCGGAGACGUUCUCAACGCGUUCUUCCAGCGACUAGAGUGGCGGACCAUCGCGUGCCUGAGCCUGCUUCUACUCGCUGUGAUCUACGCCACGAGGUGGGUUUCGCAACCGAUUGCGCCGCCUCUGCUGCCUCCUCGAGACGAAGGCGGCGGGCCAGAGAAAGCGGCUCUGGUGCCCUACCUGGCCGACUCGCCGCUGACGCCGGAGGCACACGCCUGCGGGCUUUCUCCCUGGAAGGCGCAUGCAGACAGCCACGAGCCGCACUGCAUGCACGCGAUGCGAGGCAGGGGCGACUGCCAGGUGGGCGACGCCCCCGCCAACGUGGCGGUGCCAGGAGCCUACGAAGAAGUCGAGCGCCGACGACUCGCCGACAGACGGCCAUGGACCAAGUUACGACAGUCUCAGGACCAGGACAAAGUGUACUGA
Neospora caninum is the source of this 1995-nucleotide messenger RNA. RefSeq lists its product as hypothetical. NCBI's taxonomy places the organism in Eukaryota, Apicomplexa, Conoidasida, Eucoccidiorida, Sarcocystidae. Gene Ontology annotation, biological process: lipid homeostasis; nuclear envelope organization. The coding region runs from base 1 to 1995 and encodes 664 amino acids. Gene Ontology annotation, cellular component: nuclear envelope; nuclear membrane. The record is from RefSeq and is a predicted model, not a curated record. The transcript has 2 exons.